GCGUGUUUUUGUUGUUCUUUCUUCUCAACCACCUGCCGUCAGGAAUCGGCCUUCUGGGUUGUUGUUCUGACCAGCCAAUAGCUCCAUACCACAGCUCAAGGCACCUCUCACGAAAAUCGCUGUCUACGCAUCCUUGACAACCAAUAUUCAUCAAGUCAGCAUGGUAGAGAUACCUGUCCACCCCCCCGGCCGCCUGGCUCAGCACCUCAGAGUCACUACGCGAUGCACCAAGAGCGGCUACGACCUCGAAGAAGAGCUCAAAGCAGGCAAGAUCGCCAUUCGCCUGACGGACGAGCAGUCCCAAAGCCCUCUUUCUUUGGACGGUAUCUGGUCCACCAGCAUGAAGAACCCCGCAUCCAAGCAAGAAACUAAGCGCUAUUGGGAGCGUAUGCGCAAAGAGUGCACGGAUCCUCAAGAGGGGUUCUUUCUUCGGUGGGAGAAUAUCGAGAGCAUGAUGCGGCAUGUCGAGGGAGGCUUUACGGAUUGGAAUCCAGACGAUCAUGCGUCAGAGUGGAUUUCCCUUUCGGUCGACUUUGACUGGAUCAUCUACCAAAUCGCGUACCGACUUUUCCACCGAAAACGCUCCUACGUGAUCAUGAGUAUCAUUCGCCUUCCCGACGGAGACGGCCAUGGCAGCUCCCUGAUCGUCGGUAAUCCUGUCAAGGCGGCCUCGAAAAAGGGUGGUGACUUUAGGGACCGUCGAGGAUACAAGUUUUCUCGUCGAUUUGCCGAGAGACUUGCCUAUAGGCGAAUUCCGAAGAGUUGUAUAGAACAGUCUAUGGUCUUCACGGCCUAUGUAAGUUCCUGUGCCAGAGGACCGCGAAUUGAUCAUCGAUAUUCGCUCUUAGCAUCUUCCCCUGACGAUACCCGCCAAGUAUCUCAAAGACCAUGGACAGAGUCAGGACACCAGAUGGGAAGACGACCUCUCUUUUAGCCCUCAUAUCACCAGAUUCAACGCGAUCAAGAGCCAAAUCCGUCUGAGGCAGAGGAAGCUUUUGAAGGGAUGAGAGCACGAGCUCAGAUGGCCGCUAUGGCUACUGUUGGAAGACUUCCAGACCGGGUCUAGGGGUGGGACAUUGUGUGCAUGACCGGACCAAAGAUCUCCAACAACAUCGCCGAAGAGAGUAGCCUACAGAAGUGUCUUACAUAGUUCACAAGGCUUGAAUUGUUAUAUAUGCAGACGUCUCCGGCAAUACGUGAUGAGAAAACUGGGAUAGAUGGGCCAUGGUCAGCGACGUGUCGCGCAGGGCUAAUUCAGAGA
Cryptococcus amylolentus CBS 6039 is the source of this 1261-nucleotide messenger RNA. RefSeq lists its product as hypothetical. Lineage: Eukaryota; Fungi; Basidiomycota; Tremellomycetes; Tremellales; Cryptococcaceae. The transcript has 2 exons. Bases 161 to 934 code for a protein of 257 amino acids. The record is from RefSeq and is a predicted model, not a curated record.